AAAAGGGAACCCAAUCCUCGUAUAUAAGGUAUCAUCGUUUAACAUUGUGCCUCCGAUUUUAGGGUUUCGGAGUCGUUGCAGCGCUGCGCAUCAAUCCGAACAAUGGCGAGGAUAAAGGUGUACGAGCUGAGGAACAAGACUAAGGCGGAGCUGCUGAACCAGCUGAAGGAUCUCAAGGCGGAGCUCGCUCUCCUCCGAGUCGCCAAAGUCACCGGCGGCGCCCCCAACAAGCUCUCCAAAAUCAAGGUGGUGAGGCUCUCGAUAGCGCAGGUUUUGACGGUUAUUUCGCAAAAGCAGAAAGCGGCGCUCAGAGAGGCGUACAAGAAUAAGAAGUAUUUGCCCCUUGACCUCCGUCCCAAGAAGACUCGCGCCAUUCGCAGACGCCUCACCAAACACCAGGCAUCAUUGAAGACAGAACGGGAGAAGAAGAAGGAGUUGUACUUUCCCCUAAGGAAGUAUGCGAUCAAAGUUUAGGUCAGAAUCGGUUUCAAGUUACAUUUGUAGAACAGUUAUUUGUAUUGAAAUUUUAAUUUUAAUGUUUUGAUGCCUGCAUAUGCUAGCAUUCCAAUUUUUAUUACCAGAGUUGUGUCGGUGCCUGCCUUUAGAGUUUCUGAGUUCUGUGUUAAAACUAGAGUUGUUUCGAGAAUUUAUGGUUGCUUUUGGCCUUUUGUUUUAUGGCGUAUCACCCGAUGAAUGAUCAAUGGCAGUAAUAGUAUCAUUUUUGAGUUCUGAUUUAUGCA
This is a messenger RNA of Cajanus cajan (pigeon pea), 740 nucleotides long. The record is from RefSeq and is a predicted model, not a curated record. Lineage: Eukaryota; Viridiplantae; Streptophyta; Magnoliopsida; Fabales; Fabaceae.